CAGGCGCCCGUCUAUCGGCUCCGGUGUGAAGUGAUCAACGGUCAUGACAAGCGUGUCACCUCCUUCUUCAUCAUUUGCUCCAAAGUACGUCAACGUGCAAACCAUUUCGGCGGAAUAGCUCACCAUAUGCCUUGGAUUUCGCGGGAUUCAUUCGGACGUUUUGCUCAGCGGAUCAGUCGUAUGAACGCGGUGUAAUUAAAACGGAUAAACAAAUAGAGCCGAAACGUGUGAGUUAGAGUCCACUGUCAUAAAUGUAAAGCCCCCUAUAAACAUACAGGAGCCCACCAAUCCUCUAUAAUAGUAAUGCUUUUUGAAAUCUCGUUUACCUGUGAAACACCGCUCGAAUAACGUUGUGGGGGUUCAUUCCUUUGGGAAAGCACGUCCCCUCCGUUGUAAGGAGCAUGCAGAAAAAAAGUAAUGUAAUGUUUGUGUUGAUAAGAUAAACAGGGGUGACUAAUUGUUUGUUCUCAUCUUUGGCGGCGUUAAAAAGAGAUGCGUAAGAGAAGUGGAUAUUGGAUUAUAUAAUGCUGGGGCACGGCUGUUUUGUGCUCAGCGCUUUAAAAAAAGAUUGCAACUGGAUGCUUAACAGCCUUCAGGCAUGCAUUAUUAAUAUUAAUGCUCGUAUCUCUUUAAGUGGCUUCGCUCCGUUUGCGAGCCUGUGACUGUGCGGGGAGGAGGCGAGCUUUGUGCGGCGCACCAUUCAAUGAGACCCAAGCGCACUCCCGUUAUUUCGUUUUCCGUGCCGUAUCCGACAUCUUAUACAUAAACGCCCAUUUUCCCUUCAUAGUUGGCAGGAUACGCCGCUCCGCAGCCACCCGGUGCCUGGGGGAAAUAACGGGCUAAAUCCUUUUAUUGUUAUUUAUUUGCUGGCGCUUUUGCGUUAUUGGAAACGUGAUCGGACCUGGCUGAUCGAUCGAGCCCAUCAUGGAUUAACACACGCAUAGACGGCGCAAAUAAAAGUUCCAGAUGCUGAACAUGUCCACCCCCAGUGAGCUCAAAUCUGCCUGUGUGACGAGGAACGGCAUGGUAAAACUGCCCCCCCAACCCAACGGCCUGGGCUCUGCUAGCAUCACCAAGGGCACCCCUGCCGCCAAGAAUCGCCUGUGCCAGUCCUCCUCUGCGGUGCCCACCAUCCUGCCCCCACCCAGCCUGCCCUACCGCAUGGAGCCCCCACCGAUGGCAGCCUCCUUGCUGGGACCGGACCUUUCGGAGCGCCCCCACCAGCUCCGCAAGUUCCCCAGACCCACCCCCCAGGAGUGGCAGCUGGCACUGGAUGAGAAGGUCCUGGACCGGUUGCUGUGGUACUUCACCACAGCCGAGAAGUGUAUUCUGGCCCAGGUGUGCAAAACCUGGCGCAAGGUUCUGUACCAGCCGAAGUUCUGGGAGGGGGUUUCACCUGUGCUUCACUCCAAGGAGCUCUACAACCAGCUGCCAGGGGGUGAUAAGGAGUUCAUCAACCUGCAGACAUUUGCCCUCCGCGGGUUUCAGGCCUUCUGCCUGGUGGGCGUCUCCGACCUGGAUAUUUGCGAGUUCAUCGACAACUACCCGCUGUCCAAGAAGGGCGUCAGGUCCGUCAGCCUCAAGAGGUCCACCAUCACAGACGCGGGGCUGGAGGUGAUGCUGGAGCAGAUGCAGGGCCUGAGGCACCUGGAGCUGUCGGGCUGUAACGACUUCACGGAGGCAGGCCUCUGGUCCAGCCUGAACGCACGCCUCACCUCCCUGAGCGUCAGCGACUGCAUCAACGUGGCGGAUGAUGCCGUGGCCGCCGUCUCGCAGCUCCUGCCCAACCUUUCGGAGCUGAGCCUGCAGGCGUACCACGUGACCGACACGGCCAUGGCCUACUUCACGGCCAGGCAGGGCACCGCCACGCACACGCUGCGCCUGCACUCCUGCUGGGAGAUCACCAACCACGGCGUGGUAAACAUGGUGCACAGCCUGCCCAACCUGACGGAGCUCAGCCUGUCCGGCUGCUCCAAGAUCACCGACGACGGCGUGGAGCUGGUGGCCGAGAACCUGCGCAAGCUGCGCAGCCUGGACCUGUCCUGGUGCCCCCGCAUCACCGACGUGGCGCUGGAGUUCAUCGCCUGCGACCUGCAUCGGCUGGAGGAGCUAGUGCUGGACCGGUGCGUCCGGAUCACCGACACUGGCCUGGGGUACCUGUCCACGAUGUCCUCCUUACGCAGCCUCUACCUGCGGUGGUGCUGCCAGGUGCAGGAUUUUGGGCUGCAGCACCUGCUUGGCAUGAGGAACCUGCGGCUGCUGUCCCUGGCAGGCUGCCCCCUGCUGACCACCACCGGACUGUCGGGCCUGAUUCAGCUCCUGGACCUGGAGGAGCUGGAGCUGACCAACUGCCCAGGUGCCACCGCUGAGCUCUUCAAGUACUUCUCCCAACACCUGCCGCGCUGCAUGGUCAUCGAGUAGCAGAGGGGGUGGGGGGGCAGGGCGCGGCACGCGCUCACCCACCGGAAAGCUUUCACUGCAAAAAAAACCGAACCCCGACUAACCUAUUUCAUCCAGAGCCUGAAAGGGAUGUGAGAGAGAGGGGAGCGAGGAAGAGGGUGGCGUGGAUGGCAGAGGUGAGGGCACGAGGGAGAGCCCCGGGCGGCCCGCCGAAGGGGAGCCGCUAGACGGAAUCCGGCAUGCAGGGCGCAGGGAUUAACGCAUCGCUCACAUGACGACCGGGGCACGCCGCCGGUCAAAUGUGGCGGAACCUUGUCUGCAGUGUGGUGCCACCCUGUGGUUUCGUAACAUUUUUCGCAGGGAAGAUGGUGCCUAGAGAUUCCUGUGGCAUCAUCGUGGGGGUGGGGGGUGGGGGUCACGGACGUUUCCCAUUUCCAUGUCUUACUGUAAAACGCGAAAGGAAGCCGGAACUCGAAGAGCGAAUUAACAGGCGACUCCAUUCUGCGGCGAAGCUGCACGCCAACCUGCUCGUCGUCGUGGAGAUUUUUUAACAUUAUUUUUUAUAUGUAAUUAUUUAUUUACUUUUUUUGAUGAACACAGCCAGAUGACCAUGAAAUCUUGUUUUUUUUUUUUUUUGGAAGAAAAGGAUAUCUGAGCCAAGAUAUGGGUGCUAAACGUGGGGAGGAUUUUAACAGAAGUUGGGCGGAUGGGGGAGGGGAGUAUUAUUGACGGAUUAAUGACUGGAUCGUAUUUAUGGUCAUGAGGGCCUGUACAUACAGCUAUCUCUACGCCGAGCGUUAUCUUUCUAAUGUUCUCUUAAGCUGAUUUUGACGUCAUUUAACAUGAUAUGGUUCGAGUCUUACCCACGAUGCACUGUGUUUACUUUGGCCCAUGUACGGUUACCAGCGUAAAAUGGCGGCUUGAACAACGUGGCAGGGCUGAGGCCAGGCUAAGCGUGUGAGUGCCCCCAGUGGGGGGUGUUGGCGGGGGGGGGGGGUGGGCAGGGGAAGGAAGCACUCACUGGAGCAGCCCCAGGUUGAUGAUGAGGCUGCAGCUGUGCACAGACCGGCGUCCUGCUCGUUAACAGCAGGAGGCGCAAAGGUUGGAGAUGACACCACCCCUGCUGAAUGCCUGUUGGACACCGCUUCCUCUGUACCCCAGACCGCUCCAGCUCCCCUCUGACAGCAACUACCCCUGAUCUGUUUCCCCUGUUUCUGCCCUUUUCCUUAUCUGUCGUUUCUACCCCCUGUUGAUGUCCGGUAUCUCUGCUCCUUCGCGUUCAUAUUCCCCCCCUGUGUCGCCCUUUAUUUCCAGGGACAUCCGCGUUCAGCCCAGAUUCCUCUGCCUCUAUCACUUGGGCUAUGUUUUUUUUUCUAUAUGCCCCCCCAUCACAUGGGGUGGAGGGAUUACAUGAGAGGUCAAGUUCAACAGAUUCUCCCCACAUAUGACAAGGAACUCAGUGGGGGCCACGUUUACAUUAUCCUUCUGAACUUUGCCGGCCGGUGACAGAGUCCUCCUUCAGGGUUAAUAAGGUCUGAAACACAGCUGCUGUGAAAUAAACUAUAUAUCAAAUAAAAACAUGCCGUUACUCUCAAACAGCUCAUAGCUACUUCCGCUCUGAAUGUACAGCUUUAACUUUUAAAAAGGGAUCGCUAUAACUUGCAAAUAUGUAUUUAUUUAUUUACAGACUGAUUUAUGAAUCAUGUAAAAGACGUAUGUCUUGACCACGGAUAUAUUAAGGGUUCAUACCGCCCCCUCGUGGUGGCAGUGGUUAUAGGUUCAUCACUCGGCUGUUAGAGUGUGCCAGUGUGGCUGUGGCUAAUCCUUCCUUCGAUUACUGCCGUGGGUAGACAAAAAGGCAGAACUCCAGGUGCAUCCCAUUUUGAAGUGACAGCUCAGCUUACACUGAGCGUCACCUUGGCUAACUCAAACACCUGUCUCGAUGCUUAUAUUUUAAGCAAUUAGUUUCUCUUUUUAUUUGCUUGUUCGUGAGUCCGAGUGCGGUUGUCCAGAAACGUGCUUUCACGUACAAGAGCAGCUUCAAAAAGCGUAAGUUUAGCACAGUAGCGUUGCCUCAUAGAUUUCGGCGUGUUGAUUAAGCUCCGGGUCGUUGUCAGGACUAUAUGCUGAGAUUUUAAACUGAUAUGCUCGAAGCCUGUCGCUAUGGUGCCAAUGAUAUAUGUGGGUGUUUUGAGUAGCACCAUUGAUUAUUCAACAAAUCGGAGUCCAUUGUGAAGAUAUCGUUGCCUCAGGUCACUUAUCAGAAGAGAAACAGAUGGAGCUGGAGCUGGUCACGUGAGCAGAGGGGCCAGCGGUGGACAGAUGCUGACAGCUGUGGUCCGUCACGGGCUCGGCCUGAUUUGGCCGCUUUUCUACUUUACUAAGUACCGGGUGGCGUGAUUUUGAGUCAGCACCAGCAUCGCAAUAGCUGUUAUGCCCGUUGGACCGGAGGUGGUUUAAAUGAUUUGGACGGAGACCAAGAAAGUCAUUUAAUCCCGCAUGCUUUGGAGACAAAUCUGAACAACCGCACGCUUGCCAGCAUGAGCAGUGUUUCAGGUAUUUAUUGCCUCCUGGUCUAUUCACUGCGGGCAAAACUGGACUUGGGAUCGAGACUUUAACUGGAGCCCAAACAGCAAACUUGCUAUUCACCCAGAUACAUUCAUGCGGAGGAUAUAGGCCUAAGUGAACCUGUUAAUAUUUCUUAGGGAGACACGGUGCAUAUUGACAUAUAUAAAUUGCUAACACGUGAAGAAAAAAAGAUGACAUUUACACUGACACAGGUUUUAUAAUUAUUACGGGAAUCUAUGCUGCGCUUUUAAAAUCAUGCUCUGUUGUGCCGGUGACGGACGGGCGGAAUGACAGCGCCAAUUAAUAACUCUUGUUACUAUAUUUGUAAGCCUGUCGGUACAGUGUUAAAAUACUAAAUUAACACAACAUAAAUUUGUUGCACCUGUUAUGGUUGUUUUGUGCAUAGGGAAAGGGCGAUUAAAAGGCAGUAUUAAUGGGAAGUUCAAAAAGAAACGGGAAUUCAAUAGUGCAGAAUUGCAAAAUCGGCUUGUUCCUUAGUAUUAUAACCUUAAGACCUUUAUCAGUUCCGACCUGUAUUUCCAGAAUUGUGUUCAUUACCAAUCAUAGUCUAUGGUAACAACAACAAAUAAAUUACAGUUUUAAAAAUGAAAGAACUUGCACUCAAUGGUUUGUGGUGAAAUAACACCUGGAAAACCACUGUUCUUUAUAAAGCACAGCUUAAACAGCACCAUGGCAACGGGAGGAAUAAGAAAGCAUUAAAUACAAUUGCUCCAACGGGUUCGUUGUGGAAGGCGUGAAAACUUCUUCCAAGGUGAGCAGACAGGCAUUAACAGUGCCAUCUUCAAUAGUGUAUGCCACAAAAAUAGUUUACAUUGUUACAUGUCUCACCUCUUUACAGAAAACGAGAUGUAACAAAUAGGCCUACAGAAGCCUCUAAUACUGUAGAAGCUGGUAGGGACUUCAUUGCAUUGAAAGACGAACCUUAAUAAUGAGCAGUAAAUAAUAAGAGAAAUGUGGUGUAAUACUUGAAAUCGAGCUGUUUGCGGGUUUUCUGUGAGAUCCACAGGGGAGAAAUAAAAAACAAACAGAAAAAACUUGUUAUAUACUGCUGUUUCACAAUAGCUAUGGAUGCUCAAACGGUUAGCUGAUUAUAUGUUAGGUCUAUAAUAGUUCUGUUGGCACGCUGACAUAAUGUCUAAUGGCGCUUUUCCACUGGCAUACAGGAACCGACCCGCACCCCAGCCGAACCGCGAAGACGGGACUUUAGCUACAGCCCGGUUCCAACUCGCUUCGGUUUUCCACUGCAGAAGGGUCGAUUUGGUAAAGGCGUUGCUGGGUUUGCAGGGAGACAGUGAAGUCACGCGGCGUACAUCAUUUUUUACUAUGUGUUAAUUUCCAAAUCUAUCACAUCUGUAAGAAUCGCCGUGUUAUAGUAACAAAUGCUAGUUAACGGAAUUAGAAUUUCCUUAUGUAAAUUUGAUUUACGAAUCAAUUCCGUUCAGCUGUUCUAUAGUACUUUACGCCGUUUAUUUCUUUCGGAUAAUACUUGCGCAGAACACCGUCAUCUCCGUGCAUUUCAGCCAAUUAGAUGGGUUUCUGCACAGGUGCUGGUGGGGUACUUUACGGUGGAAAACCGCCAGUUCGCGAUAGGGCUGGGUCAAGGUUUGGUGGUAGUGGAAAAGCGCCAAAAUAUUCAAGCCGUCUUGCUUUAACGAGGACCUUAUUUUCCCGUUAUCUGUAAAUAUAGCAGUGUGAUGAGCUUCAUUUAACAGUAACACUGUUUGUUAAUUUUAUUAUUCCAUGGCUGCAGUGCCUUGUCAGACAAGCAUUGUCGGUUUCAAAUGGUCUGAUUGCCGUUAGCACCAUUUUAGUAAAAGAUGUAAAUAAAACAA
Messenger RNA from Brienomyrus brachyistius, 6821 nucleotides. It is a transcript of the gene fbxl16, whose product is annotated as F-box and leucine-rich repeat protein 16. The record is from RefSeq and is a predicted model, not a curated record. Lineage: Eukaryota; Metazoa; Chordata; Actinopteri; Osteoglossiformes; Mormyridae. The transcript is spliced from 6 exons. Gene Ontology annotation, cellular component: SCF ubiquitin ligase complex. Bases 967 to 2421 code for a protein of 484 amino acids. Gene Ontology annotation, molecular function: protein binding. Gene Ontology annotation, biological process: SCF-dependent proteasomal ubiquitin-dependent protein catabolic process.